AUGCUGUAUCUCGAACGUUCAUUCGAAUUAGACUACUUCACGAAAAAUGUAGUGAAUUCCCUCUCAGGGGCUGGUCUUCUCUACCGAUCUUUUGGGAGCUCAAUUGCCACUUUGAGCCGCGAGAGCCCGGGAUGCUCGGACGAAAAUGAUGGGGCGUCGAGCUGGUCCCGGUCUGCAAGACAGAUCAGGGAUCGAGCAAUGAAUUCUAUCCGAGGAAAGUUACAAUCUAAAGAUAUAAACGACUUUCUGAGCAAACAGACAAGCGAUGUACCAACCCUCAGCAACAUGGCUGAGGAGAUUGUUUCGAAAAUCAUGAAGCAACUUUCGCCCUUAUCGCUCUGGUCAUUCCGCCAGGCAUCACCGGUCUAUUUCAGAAUCUUUGACUCGAAGGACUUCAAUGAGUACCAAGUUGAGCUCGGGCCCAGGGACCGGCGACCGUGCUUUCACGUGGACAAGCUCUCAUUUGGGGAACGUGCCGAGUCUUCCGAACAGCUGAGGCGCGAUCAAACAGGAGGCGUUGAGGACCAACUUCAGGUUCCCAUGUAUUGCGAAUCGUGUGUUGAGGUAAACAACCGAGGGGAUGGGGACCCACGACUCGUCAGUCUGCGGAAGCUUCGAUUCUGCGAAGCUUGCAAAGAGAACCAUGCAGGUGUUUUCUGUCCCGCCCAAGAUCUCGAAGCCUACGAUGCCGGAGCAGGGAAGCUCAACUGCCUCGGAACAACUGGCAGCUGGCAUAUAUGCGGCCAUGGAGGCACAGCACCGGUGAUGUGGCACACAGUUGCACGCCAAAUGGCAAGCGAGGCAGGCAAGAAUACGGGGCAAUUCUGCAAACACCGAGCACACCAAUACAUCCAGCCCAAGAACAAUCCACCAGGGUAUGAUUGUGUGGUAUCUGCUAACCCACGGCUUCACAUGUCACGUGGCCACCCCAUGGGAGUUGAAUUAACAUUCGGUUGGGAUCUUGCCCUUUUCGAUAUUGAUGCCAAGAGCAUACCCUCGUUGGUGCAGGUCCGCAACGCUGUUUUGGCUGCCCUAGAUGGCAAUCUACUUGACAAUCUUACAUGCUGCCAACACGUGCUGCGACAGCGAAAACUACACAAGUUUGCGCGUCACGGCAUUUGUGGCUGUUUCGUCAUACCAGGCAAUACAAACUGCCCUGGUGAAAAGUAUGGGUCCAGAGACUUUCGAUGCGAUUGCAAGCGGAUGCAAGUAUUAGAUUGCGAAACGUGCAGUGGUGCAUUCGCUUGGCAGCUCAUCUCGGGGAGACUCUUCUUGAGCUACAGAUAUCAUUGGGAAAUCAGGAGACCAACAAGCCCGCCAUGGAUGGCUUUGCUCGAUGAUUUAUCCGAGGAGAUAUACACAAAGCACAAUAAACACCUCUUGUGGUGCGAUCAGCCAGGGUGUGCUAACGUCAAUCGGACCCGGUGGAUGGAUCUCAUCAAAGAGGAGGCGUGUUUGCAAUACUUGAGAUUCACAAAAGGAAAGAAAGACAAGGAAACGAGGGAGAUUGAGGAGGACUACAGGACAAUGAAGCUCAGGAAUAUAGGUUGUGAGGGUUGCUACAAGAUGCCGCCCACGAGGAAUCCAGCUGGCUGCGAUAUUGGAGUAGAGGAAUCGUGA
Molecule: messenger RNA, 1620 nt
Organism: Emericellopsis atlantica
Lineage: Eukaryota; Fungi; Ascomycota; Sordariomycetes; Hypocreales; Bionectriaceae
Exons: 1
Coding region: 1-1620 (539 amino acids)
Source: RefSeq, a predicted model, not a curated record